Vicia faba (fava bean) is the source of this 510-nucleotide messenger RNA. The record is from the annotation of a GenBank genome assembly. NCBI's taxonomy places the organism in Eukaryota, Viridiplantae, Streptophyta, Magnoliopsida, Fabales, Fabaceae.
AUGACAGAGAGAAAUCCAAUAGCAGCAAAUUCAUCAUCUCCUGACAGUGAUUUUAGCAGCCAGCAAUGGUCUUUUGAACUCUCUGACUACAUGAGUUUUGCAGAUAUUGAAUUGCAACAAGUUGAUCCUACGGCUAAUAAUCAGUCUUUUGUUUAUCAAGCCAAUGAAAUAGCAGGUGGCAGCAGCAACAUUGAGGGGUCUUCUAGUUAUACCAGGGAUACAAAUACUACAAUGAGUGGAACAGCCCUAACCCAAGGUACAUAUUGGAAGAAUGAAGUUAACAAGAGAGUUGCAUUCAAAACAAUGACUGAGAUUGAAAUACUAGAUGAUGGUUACAGAUGGAGAAAGUAUGGAAAGAAAAUGGUUAAGAACAGCCCUAAUCCAAGGAAUUAUUAUAGGUGUUCAGUGGAGGGAUGUCCUGUAAAAAAGAGAGUUGAGAAAGAUAAGGAUGAUUCAAGAUAUGUGAUAACAACCUAUGAAGGCUUGCACACACACUCAACUUCUUCAUAG